GGGCGGGGCCUCCCAGCCUGCCCCGCGCGGCCUGAGGCGAGCGCGGCCCGUUCCCGUCGCCGCCUCCGCCAUGUCCGAGUUCGGCCCCGCGCCGCCCCCUCCGCCUCAACCGGGGGCCGCUCCCUCCGCCCCUCCCUCAGCCGGGCCCGGGGCCGGCCCGGGAGGAGGAGGAGGAGGAGGCGGCGGCAGCGGCGGCGGAGGCGGCGGCGGAGGCGGCGGCGGCGGUGGCGGCGGCGGCGGAGGAACGGGACGGAAAGACGCGUUCGCCGACGCGGUGCAGCGAGCUCGGCAGAUCGCGGCCAAAAUCGGGGGGGACGCGGCGCCGCCCGUGCCCAACAACAGCGCCCCCCCCCCCGAUUUUGGGGCUUUUGGGGGGCAAAAACGGCAGCUGGAGGAUGGAGAUCAGCCCGAGAGCAAGAAACUGGCGGCGCAGGGGGAAGUCAUCGGCCGAGGGGGGGAACAGAUCAACAAAAUCCAGCAGGACUCGGGGUGCAAGGUGCAGAUUUCCCCAGACAGCGGCGGCUUACCGGAGCGCAGCGUGUCCCUGACGGGGUCCCCCGAGUCCGUGCAGAAGGCCAAGGCGCUGCUGGACGACAUCGUGUCGCGGGGCCGGGGCGGCCCCCCGGGGCCGUUCCCCGACGCGGCCAACGGGCAGAACGGCACCGUGCAGGAGCUGAUGAUCCCCGCGGGCAAGGCGGGGCUGGUCAUCGGCAAGGGCGGCGAGACCAUCAAACAGCUCCAGGAACGAGCAGGGGUAAAAAUGAUCCUGAUCCAAGACGGUUCCCAAAACACCAACGUGGACAAACCCCUGCGCAUCAUUGGGGAGCCCUACAAAGUGCAGCAAGCCUGUGAGAUGGUGCUGGACAUCCUGAGGGAGCGGGACCAGGGAGGAUUCGGGGACCGCUCGGACUACGGAGCUCGCCUGGGAGGGGGAAUCGACGUGCCGGUGCCGCGGCACUCGGUCGGCGUCGUCAUCGGCCGCAGCGGGGAAAUGAUCAAAAAGAUCCAGAACGACGCCGGGGUGCGCAUCCAGUUCAAGCAAGACGACGGCACGGGGCCGGAGAAGAUCGCGCACAUCAUGGGACCCCCGGAGCGCUGCGAGCACGCGGCGCGCAUCAUCAACGAGCUACUGCAGAGCCUCAGGAGCGGCCCCCCCGGACCCCCCGGGCCGGGGCUGCCCCCGGGGGGGCGUGGCCGGGGGCGGGGCCAGGGCAGCUGGGGCCCCCCCGGGGGGGAGAUGACUUUCUCCAUCCCCACCCACAAGUGCGGCCUGGUCAUCGGCAGAGGGGGUGAGAACGUCAAGGCCAUCAACCAGCAGACGGGGGCGUUCGUGGAGAUCUCGCGGCAGCUGCCCCCCAACGGGGACCCCAACUUCAAACUCUUCGUCAUCCGCGGCACCCCCCAGCAGAUUGACCACGCCAAGCAGCUCAUCGAGGAGAAAAUCGAGGGCCCUCUGUGCCCCGUUGGCCCCGGCCCCGGCCCCGGGGGUCCCCCCGGCCCCGCCGGCCCCAUGGGACCCUUCAACCCCGGACCCUUCAACCAGGGCCCCCCCGGAGCCCCCCCGCACCCGGGGGGACCCCCCCCGCACCAGUACCCCCCCCAGGGCUGGGGGAACGCGUACCCCCAGUGGCAGCCGCCCGCCCCACACGACCCCAGCAAGGCGCCGGCGCCGGACCCCAGCGCGGCCUGGGCCGCCUACUACUCGCACUAUUACCAGCACCCGCCGGGGCCCGUGCCCGCCCAGCCCCCGCCCGCCGCCCCCCCCGUGCAGGGAGAGCCCCCCCAGCCCCCCCCCGCCGGCCAGGCCGACUACACCAAGGCCUGGGAGGAGUACUACAAGAAAUUGG
Camarhynchus parvulus is the source of this 1847-nucleotide messenger RNA. RefSeq names its product KH-type splicing regulatory protein (gene KHSRP). Gene Ontology annotation, cellular component: cytoplasm; nucleus. Gene Ontology annotation, molecular function: mRNA binding. The annotation marks the transcript as partial. The record is from RefSeq and is a predicted model, not a curated record. Gene Ontology annotation, biological process: regulation of gene expression. The transcript has 15 exons. Lineage: Eukaryota; Metazoa; Chordata; Aves; Passeriformes; Thraupidae.